CUCCCUAGAAACUCCUGGUAUAACAGCCAGUAUAUUUGCUCCUUUUUUUUCUUUUUUUGGGGGGGCAUAAUGAACUGUUGUCAUUUAUUGCUGUUCUAAAUAUCAGCUUUGAUAUUUUUCCCUUUCUUUUCCCUCUUUUUUUUUCUUUUUAAUUGUGUAGAUUUCAGAUGUAGCUACGCCUUUUUUGCCUGACAUGCCCGUCACAGUCAGGCCAUCAAAUCAUGGGUCGACAUCCUGGGCAGGUCGCCAAUAUCGACUCGCAUCGUCGCCCGAGAUCUUGCUGCAUUACACGCUGACCGACGACACGCGCACCAGCCCGCCGCGGGCUAGACAGUUGGUACAGAGUUCGUUUGCGGGGCUUGAGAGGAAGGAUAACGUCUUCGCUACCAAGAAUGGAUUUGUUCAUGCGUGCGUGGAUGCGUAUAAUGAGCAUCACUGCCUGGUGAUAAGGCCGGAGGAUGUCUGGUUCGCCAUCCUAACGCAGUUUUGCUCCUACGUUAACGGGCAUGCGGAGGAGCUGCGCAAGCGAUUCUGCACCCACGAGGGCCAACAGGAGUUACAUAUCGACGCCGAUCUAGACGGCGCCGACCAUGGUAAAUUGGCGUAUAUAAUGACCAAAGUGUUAGGCGAAAGACUGCGGGACGAGAACCUGCAACAAUGGAUCCUCCCGGCUUUCACGACUACGACUAAGAUAGACCAGGCUGUCGCCAGCAUCAUCUUCAUGGGCACGAUGCAGAAGUAUUUCACGUACAGUUGGGGAACGCGAUGCGGAAUACCGUCCGUAACCUUACUUGGUGAGGAGAGCGAUUGGAUCAAGAUCCGGGAGCGUGUUGAACGGCUGGAGACUUUAGGCUCGGAACCGUCCCGGUGGCUCCGACUACUUAGACCUAUCUUGGAUGGUUUUGUUGCCAGUUUCGGAGACCCGGAGAGCUCGGCCACAAGAAGGUUCUGGCAGGGCAUCUGCAACGAACAGGUACCUAACGGCAGCGGCACUACGACUUACUCGGGAUGGAUUACAUCGUUCUGCUUCUGGGACGAGAGCGGCAGAUGUCUACACGGAGCAAAACCGGGGCAGGAGGUUAGAUUGACGAGGAGCCAGAUGCCGAGCGGGUUCAGCAGAGUGCCGGUGACGCUGCUGAAGGACGGCGUCGAGAUCCCGACCGAGAUGGUGGCCGGGUCGAUGGCGAUACGAGCAUUUCGGUGCAAAGAUGUAAUCAGCAACAACGCGGGCGCGGGUGGCAAACCGCAGAUGCGCCGGAGUGCCGGAAAUGAUACGAUACAGCCCGAAGUCGGAUGGUUUAUGUAUAAGACAUGACAUGACACCACGACCCUGCUACCUAGGGGGCUAGGGGAUAUGGUAGUAUCUACUACUACUACGUAUAACUAAUGGUAAGUUAUAAACCUCGUAUAUGCCUUGAGAGAAUUAAGAGACUACCUAACAUCAUCCACUUUUUU
This is a messenger RNA of Daldinia vernicosa, 1455 nucleotides long. RefSeq lists its product as uncharacterized. Bases 194 to 1315 code for a protein of 373 amino acids. The transcript is spliced from 2 exons. NCBI's taxonomy places the organism in Eukaryota, Fungi, Ascomycota, Sordariomycetes, Xylariales, Hypoxylaceae. The record is from RefSeq and is a predicted model, not a curated record.